This is a messenger RNA of Mycosarcoma maydis (corn smut), 1875 nucleotides long. RefSeq lists its product as uncharacterized. Gene Ontology annotation, biological process: amino acid transmembrane transport. The record is from RefSeq and is a predicted model, not a curated record. Gene Ontology annotation, cellular component: vacuolar membrane. Gene Ontology annotation, molecular function: amino acid transmembrane transporter activity. Lineage: Eukaryota; Fungi; Basidiomycota; Ustilaginomycetes; Ustilaginales. Bases 1 to 1875 code for a protein of 624 amino acids. The transcript has a single exon.
AUGGGGUUCAAGGAAGUAUUCCGCCGCACCAAGAGCGUUGAGAUCGAGAGGACACGCCACACCUCGAACAAGGAGGAGACUCAUCAGUCUGACCUCCCUGGCCAGGGUGCACCUGGUCUCACCCCGGUCCCUGCCCUCUACGAGGCACCUCCUCAGAGCGGCAUCACGCUCGAGGAGUACAUGUUCUACGCACAGAUCCAGCGUGAACAGGAAAAGCUCUACGGAGCUGCUGGCGUUGCUGUGGAAGCCAACGCUAAUCAUGGCGCUGGCUAUCUUACGGAUGCCAGCAACGAGAAAAAACCCUCUUCAGAAGAUACCAGCCAGCAUAGCACCGUUGUCCAGACGGGUGUUGACAAGCCCCAUGUUAACAACACAGAUGCCUCGACCUUCGACCAGCUUGAGGGUCUCUCGGAGAUUGAAAAGGAGAGCCGCAAUGCUCACCGCGCCAUCAAGACUGCCACCUGGGUGGGCAUCUUUUAUCUAGUCACCACCGAUAUCCUGGGUCCUUACGGUGCGCCCUAUGCAAUGGCUCAGAACGGCUGGGUAACGGGUAACAUCAUGUACAUUGUCAUGGGCUUCUGCGCCUGGUGGUGUGGCAUUCUGCUCUGGAAGCUCUUUUUGAAUCUCGACUCGGCUCGUUACCCCGUCAAGACUUACGGUGAUCUCGGCGAACGUCUGGUAGGCUACCCCAUGCGAUGGACGUUCAACGCACUCCAGACUUUGCAACUGAUCGUCAACGUCGGUCUGCUCUGUCUCACUAACGGUCAGGCUCUCAGCCAAGUCAUCAGCGGUGCUCCUGGUAAUGCCACGCUCUGCUUUUCGGUCUGCGUCGUGAUUUUUGCGCUGAUCGGCAUGGCGUUCGCUCAGGUGCAAACCUUCCGUGGCCUCGGCUUUGCGGCUACCACAGCGGUCUACCAGAACAUUGCGAUCGUCGUGAUUUCCAUGGCUGCCAUCAUCAAGUACGGCCCAUACAUCGCUGGCGCUCAAGCUUCGUACGGUUCCGACUACCCGUACAACAACCAGCCUGUUAUGACUUCAGCAUUUGUCUCUUACGAUCUCACACAAAAGAUCAACGGUAUGAUGAGUAUGGUCUUCGCAUUCGGCGGAGCUCUUAUCUUUCCAGAGCUCAUCUCCGAGAUGCGCCGACCUAUGGACUUUUGGAAAGGAAUGAUUAGUGCACAGGCACUGAUCUGCACCGUCUACCUGGUGUAUUCCAACGUUAUCUAUGCUUACCAGGGACAGUACGUUCUUGGACAGUCGUACAACGGUAUUGCUAAGUAUGCGUUCCAGACCGUGUGCAACAUGCUAGCGAUUCUGUCUGGAACGAUCGCGGCGGCUCUGUAUGGUAAUGUCGGCCUGAAAGUGAUCUAUGUCAACACGGUACAGACCUUCUUGAAAGGGCCUGCGCUCAACUCUCCACGCGGAAGAGUCUUGUGGGCAGGUAUCAGUAUCGUCUACUGGGCACUUGCGUUUGUCAUUGCAUCGUCUAUCCCUCAGGUGCAGACGGUAUCGGGGCUGAUUGCAGCGGUGGCGAUCAUGAACUUUUCCUACUCGUUCCCCUUCAUGCUGGCGCUCAUCUUCUACAUCAAGCGCGACGCCAUGCAGGGCGAUCGAUUGUACACACCCUCUCAGCCGGUGCAGAGGCAAGACAACUGGUCCCAGUGGUCGCGAUGGCAACGAGGCCUGUUUGGUGGCCACUACGAACUUAUCGGCGUUACAAUCCCAGCCAUUCUCGUCAAAGCCGUCCUUCUCCUCGUCACGCUCGGCUCGUUCACCCUAUCCGGCCUCGGAAUGUACGGCUCCGGCGAGUCCAUCAAGUCCACAUUUGCAGCGGGCGGUGCUGCAACCUCGUUCGGUUGCAGUGCCCCCGUGUAA